CUUGACGGAUUAUCCUUCGCGAUCGCAUCCAAGAUGGCGACUUCCAUCGAGAUACCUCUUCGGGAUACAGAAGACGAGGUGAUAGAGCUUCAAUUUGACCAGUUGCCGGAGGGCGAUGAAGUACUGAGCAUUUUACGACAGGAAAAUGCACAACUACACAUUUGGAUCACGCUCGCGCUGCAGUAUUACAAGCAGGGAAAAACAGAUGAUUUUGUUAAACUCCUGGAAGCUGGAAGAACAGAUGCCAAUCGCAAUUAUCGUGACAGUGAAAAAGGGCAGAUGGUCUGCCUGGACACACUUGCUGCAUUCUAUGUGCAGCAAGCACGAAAGGAGAGAAACAAGGAAACUAAAAAGGAACUGUUUACAAAGUCAACCUCACUGUAUUCCACGGCAGACAAGAUUAUCAUGUAUGAUCAGAAUCACUUGCUAGGCAGGGCAUACUUCUGUCUCCUUGAAGGAGAUAAAAUGGAACAGGCUGAUGCACAGUUCAAUUUUGUGUUGGCGCAGUCAGGGAAUAACAUCCCAGCUUUGCUAGGAAAGGCCUGUAUCUCAUUUAACAAAAGGGAUUACAAGGGUUCCCUAGCUUACUACAAGAAAGCUUUGAGAACAAAUCCUAACUGUCCAGCCUCUGUUCGGUUAGGAAUGGGUCAUUGUUUUGUGAAGCUUGGAAAACUGGACAAAGCAAGAUUGGCAUUUGAGCGUGCUCUCAGCCUUGAUCACCUGUGUACAGGGGCAAUGACAGGUCUUGCCAUCCUGGAACUGAAUUCGAAAAAGGCUAGCAUAAAUGAAUAUUGUUUAUGUCAUUAAAAAUGUACCUGUUGACACUAAUAGUGUGAUGUGAUUAUUCAGCUGCAGUACUCAUACCACUAGCACAUGAGGUUUUGCAGUUUGUACCUCUGACGCUUCAGGAAAUUCUAGAUCAGCAUCAUCAUACACUGUACUUUCUGUAAAAAAGCCUUUAGCUUCUGAAAUCCUCCUCCCCUCAGAAUUUGCAGUUACCUUCGUUAGAGUGGGUAGGGAUAUUUCCAGGAACUGCAGAUUGUAUGGCUUUCAGUAAGAUUUGAAGUACAGUGUAGGUGUUUGUUUGUUUGUUU
This is a messenger RNA of Orbicella faveolata, 1094 nucleotides long. RefSeq names its product RNA polymerase-associated protein CTR9 homolog. The record is from RefSeq and is a predicted model, not a curated record. Lineage: Eukaryota; Metazoa; Cnidaria; Anthozoa; Scleractinia; Merulinidae. Gene Ontology annotation, biological process: transcription elongation by RNA polymerase II; regulation of DNA-templated transcription. Gene Ontology annotation, molecular function: RNA polymerase II complex binding. Gene Ontology annotation, cellular component: Cdc73/Paf1 complex.